Molecule: messenger RNA, 4362 nt
Organism: Mercurialis annua (annual mercury)
Lineage: Eukaryota; Viridiplantae; Streptophyta; Magnoliopsida; Malpighiales; Euphorbiaceae
Product: structural maintenance of chromosomes protein 1
Exons: 18
Coding region: 228-3893 (1221 amino acids)
Biological process (GO): sister chromatid cohesion
Cellular component (GO): cohesin complex; nucleus; chromosome
Molecular function (GO): DNA binding; protein binding; ATP hydrolysis activity
Source: RefSeq, a predicted model, not a curated record
AUGCUACUCUCUUCGAUUAUUUUCCCCAAAUCAAAAAUAGGAAAAGAAAAUAAAAAACAUCUCUCCCGCCAAAUAUUUUCCCCAAAUCAAAACCCUAACUCCUCACCAAACCAAAUCCACACUUCUACUCUCACUUGAAACCUAACCUCCGAUUCUCUCCAAUUUCGCACUAAAUUUUACUCUAACUCAGUUUCAUUCACUCCAAUUUCGAAAAAUAAUAAAGAACGAUGCCGUCAAUGGUAUCAACAACGGGCAAAAUCCUGAAAUUAGAGAUAGAAAACUUCAAAUCAUACAAAGGCCAUCAAACAAUCGGUCCAUUCAAAGACUUCACCGCAAUAAUUGGACCGAACGGAGCUGGAAAAUCCAAUUUAAUGGACGCCAUUAGCUUUGUUCUCGGUGUGCGUACUGGUCAAUUGCGCGGGGCCCAGCUUAAGGACCUAAUUUAUGCUUACGAUGACCGCGAGAAGGAGCAGAGAGGACGUAGAGCUUACGUGAGGCUGGUUUAUUUGUUAACAAAUGGGUCGGAGCUCCAUUUUACUAGGACGAUUACGAGUGCGGGUGGUAGUGAGUAUCGAAUUGAUGGGAAGGUUGUUAACUGGGAUGAGUAUAAUGCAAGGUUGAGGUCUCUGGGUAUUCUUGUUAAGGCUAGAAAUUUUUUGGUCUUUCAGGGUGAUGUGGAAUCAAUUGCAUCUAAAAACCCGAAAGAGUUGACUGCACUGCUUGAACAGAUCUCUGGGUCUGAGGACCUCAAGAGAGAAUAUGAGGAGCUGGAAGAAAAGAAGGCGAGUGCUGAAGAAAAAUCAGCUCUCGUUUAUCAGAAAAAAAGAACAGUAGUUUUAGAGAGGAAGCAAAAGAAAGAGCAGAAGGAAGAAGCAGAAAAACAUCUUCGCUUGCAAGAGCAAUUGAAAGCUUUAAAAAAAGAACACUUCUUAUGGCAAUUGUAUACUAUAGAUAAAGACAUUCACAAGUUCAAUGAUGACCUUGAAAGUGAAAUAAGAAAUCGUGAAGCUGUCAUGCAUGAACUAGGGAACUUUAACUCUGAAGAAAAUAAGAAAAAGAAAGAACUAGCCAAGUACCAGAAAGAGAUGGCUCAUUAUGAAAAGAAGAUAGCAGAUAGAAGUUCUAAACAUGGCAAGAAUCAACCUGAGCUUCUGAAAGUAAAUGAGGCAAUGACUCGAAUAAAGUCCAAAAUUAAGAAUCACCGUAAGGAGCUUGAUAAAAGAAGAGAUGAAAAGAGGAAACACGCUGAGGAGAUAGAUGAACUGCAGAAAGGAAUUCAGGAUCUGACUGCAAAACUAGAAGAUCUGCAAGAAAAAAGUCGAGAUAGUGGUGAAAAACUCCCUUUGGCUGAAGGUCAAUUAGAAGAAUAUUUUCGGAUUAAGGAGGAUGCUGGGAUGAGAACUAUCAAGCUGAGAGAAGAAAAAGAGGUUCUGGACAGGCAACAGCAUGCUGAUAUUGAAGCUCUUAAGAAUUUGGAAGAAAACUUACAACAGCUGAAAAAUAGGGAGCAUGAACUAGAUGCACAGGAGGCACAAAUGCGAGCAAGACAAGAAAAGAUUCACGAUACUUCCACAGAGAAUAAGAAGGAACUGACUGAUUUGAAGAAGGAAUUGAGAGGGAUGCACGAUAAACAUAAAGAAUCCAGGCAAAAAUAUGAGAAUCUGAAGUCUAGAAUUGGUGAAGUAGAAAUCCAGCUACGUGAAGUUAAAGCUGAUAAAUAUGAGAAUGAGAGGGAUGCUAGGUUGUCUCAAGCAGUUGAGGAUCUCAAGCGCCUGUUUCAGGGAGUGCAUGGCCGGAUGACUGAUCUUUGCAGGCCAACCCAGAAGAAGUACAAUCUUGCUGUUACUGUAGCUAUGGGUAAAUUUAUGGAUGCAGUAGUGGUUGAAGAUGAAAAUACAGGAAAAGAGUGCAUUAAGUAUUUGAAAGAGAAAAGGCUUCCUCCUCAAACUUUUAUUCCUCUUCAGUCAGUUCGUGUUAAGCCAAUCAGCGAAAGGCUGCGUACCUUAGGUGGUACUGCAAAACUGGCCUUUGACAUCAUCCAAUUUGAGCCUGUCCUGGAGAAGGCAGUUUUAUUUUCUGUUGGAAAUACUCUAGUUUGUGAUGACCUAGACGAAGCCAAGGUUCUUAGCUGGAGCGGGGAAAGGUUUAAAGUUGUAACUGUUGAUGGGAUUCUACUCACAAAGUCUGGCACAAUGACCGGUGGUUCUAGUGGUGGAAUGGAAGCAAGGUCAAAACAGUGGGACAAUGAUAAAAUUAAAGACUCUAUUGCAAAGCUCAAAAAAAAGAAAGAACAGCUUGAAAAAGAGUUAGAAGAGCUUGGUUCAAUAAGAGAGAUGACUCUAAAAGAAUCUGAAGCAUCUGGGAAAAUUAGUGGACUAGAAAAAAAGAUUCAGUAUGCAGAUAUUGAAAAGCGAAGUAUCAAGGACAAACUUGAUAACUUGAAAAAGGAAAAGCAAAUUAUUAAAGAGGAGAUUGAUCGUGUAAAACCUGAACUACUUAAGUUAAAGAAUGCUGUUGACAAGAAGGCCACUGAAAUCAGGAAGCUGGAGAAGAGAAUCAAUGAGAUUGUUGAUCGUAUUUACAAAGAUUUUAGUAAGCUUGUUGGGAUAACUAAUAUCCGUGAGUAUGAAGAAAAUCAUCUGAAGGCUGCCCAACAUUUGGCUGAAGAAAGGCUCAACUUAAGUAAUCAGCUAGCAAAAUUGAAGUACCAGUUAGAGUAUGAGCAAAAGCGAGACAUGGAAUCAAAAAUCAAGAAAUUGGAAACUUCUAUUAGCUCCUUAGAAAACGAACUUGAACAAGUUCAGCAAAAAGAUGCUGUUGUUAAGUCAGCUAUGGAAACAGCCACUGCUGAUAUUGAUAAGUGGAAAGAAGAAGUGAGAGAGUGGAAAUCCAAGUCAGAAGUGUGUGAGAAGGAGAUGCUUGAAUGGAGGAAGCAGGGUUCUGCAGCUACAACUAACAUAUCAAAGCUCAACCGACAGAUAAACUCUAAGGAGGGACAGAUUGAGCAGCUUUUGUCUCGGAAGCAGGAUAUAGUUGAGAAGUGUGAACUAGAACAUAUAAACCUUCCAAUUACUACGGAUCCUAUGGAAAUAGACUCAAUUCCGGGCCCAUAUUUUGAUUUUAGUGAGCUGGAUAGCUCUCUUCAGGAUCGGAGACCUUCUGAUAGGGAAAAGAUUGAGGCAAAUUUUAAGCAAAAGAUGGAUGCCAUUGUAGCAGAAAUUGAAAAAUCUGCUCCAAAUUUGAAGGCUUUGGAUCAGUAUGAAGCUUUGCUAGAGAAGGAAAGAGAAGUGACUGAAGAAUUUGAAGCUGCCAGAAAGGAGGAGAAGCAAGUAGCUGAUGCUUACAAUUCAAUUAAGCAGAAAAGAUACGAGUUGUUUAUGGAAGCUUUCAACCACAUAUCAAAUAUUAUUGACAAAAUUUACAAACAACUAACGAAGAGUAGCACACACCCGCUGGGUGGGACAGCCUAUCUGAAUUUAGAAAAUGAUGAUGACCCUUUCUUACACGGCAUCAAAUAUACUGCCAUGCCCCCAACUAAGCGUUUUCGUGAUAUGGAACAACUGUCGGGUGGAGAGAAGACAGUUGCAGCCCUGGCAUUGCUCUUCUCUAUUCACAGCUAUAGGCCUUCGCCAUUUUUCAUAUUGGAUGAAGUUGAUGCUGCACUGGAUAAUUUAAAUGUUGCAAAGGUUGCUGGAUUCAUUCGCUCAAAAUCAUGCGAAGGAACACGGAAUAAUCAGGAUGCUGAUAAUGGAAGUGGUUUUCAGAGUAUUGUAAUAUCUUUGAAGGAUAGUUUUUAUGACAAGGCUGAAGCCUUGGUAGGGGUUUACAGGGAUGCAGAGAAAAGCUGUUCAAUGACUCUGACUUUUGACUUGACUGGAUAUCGACAGUCUUGAGAUUCCAAUUGCAGAUAAUUGCAUAUCUGAGUUAGUUAUUUGUUGUUUUGUGAAUACCCCAGUUUCUGACAUUCUCGCAAUCAGUGCUUGUAUAUAUGCAAAGGUCAGUGCAUUAAGUUCUGUUUUCUCAUCAUAAUAGGCAAGUGUUAGAUGUCGUAGUACUGGCUUUUCUCGUCAGAGUAGUACUACGAAAUUUGAAUCGCUAACGGGAAAGAUUCAAAAGACUGCAACAGAACAUGUGGAUGAUAGACAUCAAGGUCCUGAUUUUCUCGAGAAGAUUUAUGUUUUUUAAGCUGUAUAAAAGUGUUGAUCUUUUCAGAAGUUGGAAUUUCUAGUUUCAACUUAAAAAAAGAUGUCUAAGAUUGGAAAUAGUUGAUGUAUAUGUAAAUUGCAGUAGCAAACCAGUAGGCUAGAAACUGAUAUGAAAUGCAGGUUUUUGAUUUCUUUUAUGAAGCAAGUUUUAAUUUUC